Messenger RNA from Trypanosoma cruzi, 933 nucleotides. RefSeq lists its product as uncharacterized. Gene Ontology annotation, cellular component: mitochondrion. Lineage: Eukaryota; Euglenozoa; Kinetoplastea; Trypanosomatida; Trypanosomatidae. The coding region runs from base 1 to 933 and encodes 310 amino acids. The record is from RefSeq and is a predicted model, not a curated record. The transcript has a single exon.
AUGAUGGUCCACGCAGAAACCGUAGAGAAGGCACCGGCGAAGACGCUCCAUAAAGUGCGACAUUUCACGCCAAGUGUUGUGAUGGCCGAUGUUGCGACGGCCUUGGUUGUUGGUGCCGCCGCCGCCGUUCCCAUUUCCAUUGUUGACUACAGUAUUAUGGCGCGGGUGGCAGGUGUCACAGACAGUAGCCUCCGCGAACUCUGGCGGGGCACGAAGACAUUAUUCUUACGCCCUCAUCGUUUCUUUUUGCCAUGUGCAGAGAAUAAGUGCAGCCUGGUAUUUGCUGUGUGUUUUGUGGUCUACACCAGCACAUACAUUGGCUCUAACACAAUGAAGAGUUACUGUGAGGCCAAAGGCUGCACCCCGGAGUCUGCCAACUUUGCCGCUGGUAUCAUGAGUGGUGUGGCUAACACCAUCACAACUGUAUGGAAGGAUGGUAUUAUUCUUCGCUCCCUACCACCUGUGAAUGCGGAAAUGUUAGCCAACUCAAAGAAACCCGUGCCGUGGUUAACCCGUGGGCUGUUUUGUACCCGUGACACACUCACUUGCCUUGCCGCCUUUACUAUCGCCCCAAUGGUGGCAAAUUGGCUCUCGCGGCGUUGCUGGAACCCGGCUGAAAACGCAAAGAAGAAGUUGCCUGAGCCGGUGGAGGGAAAAGUGAAGAUUCCACUGCCUACAGCAGACAUGGCGCAGCUGCUCACUCCCGCAGCCUUGCAGUUUGCAACGACGCUGUUGCACAUUACUGCCAUCCGCUAUCAUCAGACGUACCCGAAAUUUAGCAUGGGAGAUCUGCAGUCCAGUCUGCGGGACACUUACUUAUCCUCCACGAUGUUGCGUGUCGUCCGCAUCCUGCCUUCAUUUGGAGUCGGUGCGAUUCUUAACCGCGAACUCCGCUCGGAUCUACUCGACCGUGCGGAAGGCCCUACCGCAUGA